Molecule: messenger RNA, 3625 nt
Organism: Andrographis paniculata
Lineage: Eukaryota; Viridiplantae; Streptophyta; Magnoliopsida; Lamiales; Acanthaceae
Product: kinesin-like protein KIN-5C
Exons: 23
Coding region: 128-3169 (1013 amino acids)
Biological process (GO): microtubule-based movement
Molecular function (GO): plus-end-directed microtubule motor activity; microtubule binding; ATP binding
Source: RefSeq, a predicted model, not a curated record
UCAAAUUUAACCGACGCGCCCCGAUCCGCUCCUUUCCGCUCGCCAGUUUCAUUCUUUCACUGUUUGUUCAGCACACGCUGACGAGAUCUCGCUGUAGAAACGAGCUCCACAGGCAACCGUUCUAAAUAUGUUGGGUCGCAAUGAGAAGGAGAAAGGAGUGAAUGUUCAGGUUCUGCUGCGUUGCAGGCCGUUUAGUGAGGAUGAAUUGCGGAACAAUGUGCCGCAAGUUGUAUCGUGCAACGAAUACCAGAGAGAGGUCUCAGUUUCGCAAAACAUUGCCGGCAAGCAUAUUGACAGGGUUUUUACUUUUGAUAAGGUGUUUGGACCUAAUGCUCAACAAAGAGAUCUUUAUGAUCAAGCCGUUGUUCCAAUUGUAAAUGAGGUUUUGGAAGGUUUUAACUGUACAAUAUUUGCCUAUGGACAAACUGGCACUGGAAAGACUUAUACCAUGGAAGGUGACUGCAAGAGAUCAAAGGGUGGUGCAAGUCGGGAUCUGCCACCUGGAGCUGGAGUGAUACCCAGAGCUGUAAAGCAAAUUUUUGACACAUUAGAGAGUCAAAAUGCAGAAUACAGUGUGAAAGUCACUUUCUUGGAGCUAUAUAAUGAAGAGAUUACAGAUUUACUUGCCCCUGAAGAUUUGUCUAGAGUUGCACUUGAAGACAAGAAAAAGCAAUUGCCACUAAUGGAAGAUGGGAAAGGUGGUGUCCUAGUCAAAGGUCUAGAAGAAGAAAUUGUGACAAGUGCAAGUGAGAUUUUAACUUUGAUUGAAAGGGGAUCUGCUAAGCGACGAACAGCUGAAACCCUACUUAACAAGCAAUCAAGUCGAUCACAUUCACUGUUCUCCAUAACCAUACAUAUAAAAGAAGUAACACCAGAAGGAGAAGAGCUCAUAAAAUGUGGCAAGUUGAAUUUGGUAGAUUUGGCUGGUUCAGAGAACAUCUCGCGAUCCGGUGCUAGGGAGGGGAGGGCAAGAGAAGCUGGAGAAAUAAAUAAAAGUUUGCUUACACUAGGACGGGUGAUCAGCGCAUUAGUAGAGCAUCUUGGGCAUGUUCCAUAUAGGGAUAGCAAACUCACACGUUUGCUCCGUGAUUCAUUGGGAGGAAGAACUAAGACAUGCAUUAUUGCUACUGUAUCACCAGCUGUUCAUUGUCUGGAGGAAACACUUAGCACAUUGGAUUAUGCCCACAGAGCUAAGAAUAUUAAAAAUAAGCCUGAGGUAAAUCAAAAGAUGAUGAAAUCAACUUUGAUCAAGGAUCUCUAUGGUGAAAUAGAACGGCUGAAAGCAGAGGUUUAUGCUUCACGCGAAAAGAAUGGGGUCUACAUUCCUAAGGAGCUUUAUUAUCAGGGAGAGAAUGAAAGAAAGGCAAUGGCUGAUCAGAUAGAACAAAUGGGUGUGACAUUAGAAAACUAUCAGAAGAAAAUUGAGGAACUGCAAUCCAAAUACCAGACCCAGGUUGAGCAAUGUACUGACUUGAGCAACAGACUGGAUGAGACACUUGCAGAUUUCAACCGGACAAGCAAGUUGUUGGCAGACAGUGAGUAUGAACUCCAGAGCUGCCGGUAUUCAGUCAAGGAAAGGGACUUUAUUAUAUCUGAGCAGAAGAAAGCAGAGAAUGCACUGGCCCGUCAAGCAUGUGCAUUACGGGCUGAUUUGGAAAAAUCUCAGAAGGAUAAUGCCUCUCUAUUUCUCAAACUCGCCCGGGAAGAGAAAAUGAAUGCUGCUAACAGGUCAACUGUUGACAGCUUUCAAGCCGAUCUUACGCAACAGCUCAGUAUGCUAUGCAACUUGGUGACAGGAUCUGUGUCCCAACAGGAUGAACACCUACAAUGUGUUGAGAAAAUAUGUAAUUCUCUACUUGAAGUUCAUGAAAAGGCGUCCACUGAAUUGAAGAAAAAAGUAUGCUCCUCUAAGGUUUUGUGUAUUUCUCAUUUCGAAGCUGUUCAAAAUGGUAUUCGUCUGCAUAAUGCUGGAUGUAAUGCUGGUUUAGAUGAACUGUCGACCAUGGCUGCUUCCAACUCAAAAGCAAUUCAAGAUUUAUUAAAUUCGGAGGCUAUUGAAGUGGAAUCACUGUUUGCUGAUCUUCGCCGAACGCUAACUGAUCACCAAGUAGAAAUGGCUCACUUAGCAGGAGAGCUUCGAGAGAGAUUCAAUGCUAGCAUAAAUCACAUGAUGAACACGUCAGAAUCCCUUCAUGAAGCUAUUGAGAGGCUUUCAAUAGAAUCAAUAAGGCUUGGCAACCAUGCUGCUGAAAUUGAUGAAGCUCAGACAAAAUGCAUUUCUGAAUUUCAGAAAGCCUACGAGGAACAAUCCAGAUCAGAUGCUGAGAAACUUAUAUCUGAGAUGACUAAUCUCGUUUCUGCUUGCAUGAGUCGGCAGAAGAAGAUGGUGGGUACAAGGCUGUGUGAACUUACAGAAACUGUAAAUGAGAACAAGAAAACUUUUGAUGGGCAUGUUUCAACUAUGGAUGGUAUUACGAAAGAUUUAAAAAGGAAAUGGGAGGAUUGUUUUACCCAAGCUGAGAGUGACUUUAAGGAUAAUGCUGGCUUCACAGCUGCUAAGCAUUGUCGUAUGGAGUUAUUGUUACAGAAAUGCGUAAACACGGCCGAUACAGCUUCAAACCAUUGGCAAAGAACUCAACAAUCAUUGAUAGAUAUUGGUAAUCAGCAUGCCUCGACGAUUGCUUCAAGUGUGAGGAAAACAACCGAGAAUAACGAGCAACAUGAUAUUGAAAUUGAACUUAUGAGAGUUACAGUCGAGGGAGCAGUGGAGAAGAGCUCCGAGGAAAUCAUUGAAAGCCUUAAUGGCUUAUCAGAACAAGAGAGACAACCCAUUUCCGAAAUUCAGACAACUACGAGCGCUCAUUCAGAAACAAUCAAAAACUUCAAGAGCAACCAUUCUCAGCAGGCAGCCUGCAUAGAAGAGAAUGCCGAUGUCACCUUCCGGCAAAAGUAUAAGGAUUACGAACCAAGUGGGUCCACGCCUGCAAAGUGUGAGGCGGAUAUCCCAAGCAAGAGCAGCAUCGAGGCGCUUCGCGCCAUGCCUGUUGAAGCCCUUCAAGAAAAAUUCCAGGAAAACAAUUCAGUGGAUUCUUUUCCUUUUCCACCGGAGAAGGAAAGUAAACCGUCCCAUACUACUCAGCAACGGUCGCCUCUUUCGCAGAUCAACUAACAAGCAACUUACUUAUCAGUGUAAUGUUUCGACUAUAAGCGCUGCUGCACACAAGCCGACUGGAUGGACCCUUUCUUUCGGUGCAGAGUAAUGUUGUACUAGUGUUAUCCAUCCAUCCUUACAUCCCUUGCUGCCUGCUGUGCUGAGUAAUGUUGUUACCUCAUUCAUUCAUACACAUCACAUCACAUACAUACAUACUCUGUUGUAACUUCUUCUUUGUUGGUUUAUUAUAUCAGCUGUGUGUGUUAUAGUUUAACCUCUGUGAGUGGAGUGGAGUGGAGGACAUUUUCACAUUCGUUUUUGUUGGGACUGGGUUGACUCAACAUUUUUUGGACAUUUUCCAAAAGGUUUCAUACUAAUGGAGUUCACUUGAGACUUGAGACUUAUAAGAUGUGCAAUUUUCUUCGCAACUUCCGAUGCGAGACUUAGAUUUGCAUCCCAACAAUUCCUAUAUUA